Messenger RNA from Adineta ricciae, 4854 nucleotides. Lineage: Eukaryota; Metazoa; Rotifera; Eurotatoria; Adinetida; Adinetidae. The record is from the annotation of a GenBank genome assembly.
AUGUCAUUAACAUUUUCUCAUUUAUGCAAUCAGAUUGCUGCUGCAUCGAUUUUCUCGUCACCUUACGAUGUACCAAAGAAACCUCUUAGUGCCUUACUUAAUGAAAUGACACAUUAUGUUGCCAUACAAGCAAAAUCAAGCAGUGAAGAUGAAGCGAUCAUUUUUGGAUUACAACUUCUUCUUUUGAGUGAUGUGGAACGUGUUCGAGCUGCGUCGAUUCGUGCGCUUCGCUAUUCGAUUCAUCGAGAAAUGAUUCUUGAGAAAUUUCUGCAGUAUCGUUUAGAUUAUUUGAUUUGUCGUUCAUUGGCAAUCGAUCAUGGAAAUGCUCGUGAACGGUUCGAAUCUUAUAAAUUUAUUCGUCGUUUUCUUCAUUUGUAUCCGAAACAAAUCCCACAUUCAUUUAUUUAUAUUCUCGAUUCAAUUGUUCUAUCCAGUACCACAACAACAACAGCAACAACCAAACAAUCGGAUCAAAUGAUCAAGACUUCCUUAGAAUUGUUAUGCGAAAUCGCUCUUCACAAUCCUCAUAUUUUACAAGAAUGUCACGUAAUCAAUACCAUGUUGAAAUUCAUCGUUGAUUUCGAACAAGACGAAUUAAUCGAAAGUGUCAUUUACGCUUUGUUACAUUCCAUAGAACGUUUUACAAUUAAUGACAACAGCGAACCAACAAUUGUCGAUGCAACUGAUCCCAACGGACCAUCGUUGAUUUUCGUAGAUGAAGGAAUGAGACAACGACAUGAAUUUGUUAGAAAUAUGUUCUCGCAAUUGGUUGCGGUAUUUCCAUUAUGUGAAAAGGGAAACGUGAAAAGUACGGAUCGUCGUGGAAUGACACCAGCAGCAUAUCAGAAUUUAACAGUGAAAGAUGCAGGAAAAUUGAAAACUUUGAAAUCAUGUACAACCGCAUUGGUGACAAUUCUGCACAGUUGGAUUGGUUUUACAGCAUUCUGUCAAUCAAAAAAUUCGUCAGUUCGUUUACUGGUCAAUUCGCUCAUUGCUCAAUCCGAACCAAUGAAGAUGGCACUGCUCGAUCUCCUGUAUGAUCUACUCAAUCUUGAUACUCCAGCACCAUGUGAUAGUUACGUAGCUGCACUCCAAUCUAUAUAUCCAGUAUGGAAUUUAACGACAGUCGAAGAAGGUUAUACUUAUGUUGCGAGCGAAGGAGCGGCAAAAAUACCUCGAAUAUCAUCAACAAGACCAAACUUACUCGAUAGUCAUAUGGCUUUGAUGCUUCUGACAUUCAUUGAUGCUGGUUUUCUUGAAGCUAUUACAGAGGUUGCAUCAUGCGAUAAUACAAUCUUAUCCAUUCGUGCUACACUUCUUCUCGCAAAUUUCAUUUGGCUGUGUAACGAGCAUCUUCCUGAAGAGCAGAGUUUUCUUCUUUUACCUCUGCUUAUGGACAUUGCGAUAGCGGAUGAUAACAGUCUUAAACGAAGUUUUGCUAAGGAAUCCAUGCUUCAUAUCAAUACAUUCUUUGAAUUUAAUAAACGAACAUGUUGUACACAUUCAUUCCAAUUAGCACAGUUGAUUUAUCAUUCUCAACAUUUCAAGGAUUAUUUUACUCUACCACAGAAUGUAAUUAUCGAAUCGACACGAAAAAAGUCGGGUGGAGUUUCAGAUGAUCCUUUAGCUGCGGAACGAAUUGAUAAUCUAAUUGGUGAAACGAAUACUUUGCAGAAAGAUGAUUAUAAGAAAUGGAAUUGGGAUCUUAUUCUAGCUUUGUUGAAGGAUUUUCCGAAAAUUUCCAACCAAAUCCAAGGUGAUCUCUAUGAAAGAUUCUUGGAUAAGUUAUACGAUUUUUUUAAACCGGAACAAAAAGGUGGUUUUCGAAAUAUUCAGUUAAUUGAUCCCUUAUCAGAUGUGACUUGUCGGUGUUUAAUCGCUUUUUCUGAUCUUUUACUCUACCCAUCACGAAUAUCCUCCAAUCAUAUUAAGUACAUCGCAAGUAACAUUGCUCGAGCAUUGCUGAUGAGCAUCAGUAAUGCACUGACACAAUCAAUUCUUGCAAUGAGAGAAGGAGUUGGCCAAGCGCUGAUUAUGGACCAUGAUUUGUUAUCGAGGAAUGCAGUUUAUUACUACUUAUUCCUCGGACGGUUAAGUAAGACAUCGUUCGGAACUGAAGUUCUAGCUGAAGCAGAGGUAUUCCUUCGUCUACUGGAUAUGUUAAAAAUGGAUGAUGACUUUGCCACAUCGGCGAUCGUCGCUUUGUCAUCGUUCAAUUAUUACUACGAAGGACCCUGUCGUCAUUAUCUUUCUCAAGCACUUCAAUCAUCGUGUACAGCACUUCGUUUGUAUAGCACGAGCCUUCUUCGUGUGAUUCUACGUUGCAAUCCAGUGGCAUUUGGUCAAUGGGGUUUGAACCUUCUAACUUCACAAUUAAACGACACAGAUCAGAGUGUCGUUCUGGAAACAGUAUCGGUUCUUGACGAAGCUCUCGAAGAUAAAAGAUUGGUCUAUUUGUAUCAUAAACAAUGGGAUGCAUUGGAAUCGUUGAGUAAUAAAAGUGCCUAUUUAAAUAAGAUUUAUCAUUUACUUUCGGCGCGUUUCUCUUCAAUUCCGUUCCAUCAGAUUCAAUCGAAUGACAAACACUUAGCAAGGGUUCGUGAAGAACUUUACUACUGGGACCAAGUCUUUAACAGUGAUUAUGUGGUUUUUAUGGAAACAAGAUUAUUCGGUGCGUACUCCGGUGGCGCUUUGCUGACCGAUGAUUAUUUCGAACGACGGAAAACUCCGACGACCGGAGGAAAAGUGAAACGGAAACGAAUUAACAUCCAUGUUUCAUCACAUAUUUACCGGCAACUAUGUCUUCACAACGAGGGAUUUCGUUUAUUGUGUACACAAUCGCGUUUAGAAGAUUAUGCGACGGAAUUGAAGCAGCAUCCAACAAAUUGUAUUAAUUUAGAAGAAACACGUGCAAUUAAAGAAGCAUUAUGGGCAUUAGCACAUACAGCAAGUACUGAAAAUGGUUAUACAUGGUUCAUGGAGAAAGAUUUAUUAGCAGAUUUCCUACGCUUUGCAGAAGAAUGUCAGAAUUUAUCUGUUCGAGGAACGGCAUUUUAUGGAUUAAGUUUAAUCGCUCAAACCCCCGAUGGUGCAAUGUCAUUGAAAGAUUUCGGUUGGGAAACUUAUCGUGUCCGUGCUCAUUCAAUUCCAUCGUCUGUUGCCAAUACUGAUAGUUACCAAUGUGCCGAACGACGUUUAACGAAAACAGGAACAAUAUCAUCGACGUCUAAAACGUUCGUCCAGCAACCGACGUUAACAUCAACUGAUAAUUUAACAAAGCAUAAUAUAAAUGAGCCAAGCACAGCUGAUAUUUCCGGCAGAUUUCGAUAUCUUCAAACCCAAGAUUCGAUGGUGCCCGAUGUUAAAUCAAAACGUUCAUUAACAAUGCCUUCAACUAUCCUACUGAAUUCAACUGAAAAGUCGGACAUUCGUUGUACUCCGAUUUCGGAAGAAAGUGGAUCGCCUCCUUCAACGAAGAUGACAGCAACUGUAUCAUUUCCUGAUGGCUUCACACCUGGUGAUGGUCCGCUAUUAGUUACCGUUCCUGUUCGUCGUUCAAGUGUAUCCAAAGAUUUAAUCAACCUCUCCAUCCAAAGCGACUCAAGUUUGAAUCCUGGUCGAACAAGUUCUUUUUCGGAAAUCGAUUCAACUCGUUCACCGUCCUUCGGACCAAAUUCAUAUUCAAAUCAGCCUUCAUCUACAACUGUGCAAUCAACGACAGAUAGUUUACCAUUAGAACGUCUUCGUCCUCGUUCCAAAUCCGCGCAUCAAUCGAACGCACUACGCCGUUCCAAGCAGUUGCAAAAGAUUCCUGAAGUUAUUCAAGCACUACGCGCACCGACUGCGACGAAUGAAGGAAGAGCAGAGUCAUCCGCAACUGAGGAACUCUAUCGAUCACGUUUAUUACGAUGUAAUUUUCUUUUAAAACUCGAUGCGGCUGGUUAUGAAUAUGCUAGACGUGUUCAAGAAAGAAGUCAUGCAGUCUACACAUAUUUAACAAAUACAAAUAACGAUCGCGAACAAGAUUCGAAUAUGAAUUACAUCUCGAUUAUUGGAAAGAAAAACGAACUUUUAUCACCGUUUUAUACAUAUCGAUCGAAAUUUUUUAAGAAAAUGUAUGAAACGCAUAGUGUUCGAAAUCAAAAUAUCGAUCAAUUUACAACCAGUGAUGGGAAAUAUUCGUUGGAACAGCGAGAUUUAGAUGAUGCAGAUGAAGACGGAAAUACCAUCUAUCGAGGUCUUGCUGUCCCCGUCGAUAUUCGACAAGUUGUUGAGAUAUCGGAUGGUUAUAAUUUAAAUUACGAAACGUGGUCUGAUCUUGUUCGUUCGCGUUCACGUGCAAAUACAAACGCUGACCAAACUCGGACACGCAGUGCGACAAAUGCAUCGAAUGGUUCCGGAGAAUUCGCACCAGCCACCUCUCCAUUGCCAACAAAUCCUUCACAUGAUCAAUCCAUUCCCAUAGCACAAUCGCUUUCACCCACAAUUCCAUCGAUAACAACACCGACCACGGUCACAACACCUAUUUGCAUGAUGUGCAAUAGUUCGUCGCAUGAAGAUCCAAAAACAGCAAUGCAAAAAGAUUUCAUCAAUAUAAAAUCUUUAUCCAGUCGUCUUAUCGUUAGUAUUCAUUCGGAAGAAGUUGAAAAGCAAUUAUUAAGUUUGAAAGAAAGUGAUCCAUAUAUGUUCGAUAACAUCUGUUUGUACUCAGAAGUUUGUCACAUAUUAUCAUUAAGCAAUGUGCGAAUAGCAGCUCAACGUUUUCUGCAUGAUUUGUUUUCGGAUUGUCAUUUUGAAAAGUUACGAAGAUGUCGACAUCAAGUCGAAGUUCUUCAAGAAGAAGAAGAUGAAUAA